UCCGAGUGCAGCGAGCGAGGAGAGUGGUUGUGCAGUGGCAUCUGGGAAACUGGUAGCACUUGCAGCAUGGCUGACCAAUUGACUGAAGAGCAGAGUGCAGAAUUCAAAGAAGCUUUUUUACUAGUUGACAAGGAUGGUGAUGGAACUAUAACAACAAAGGAAUUGGGAACUGUAAUGAGGUCUCUUGGAUAGAAUCCCACAGAAGCAGGGUUACGGGACAUGAUUAAUGAAGUAGAUGCUGAUGGUAAUGGCACAAUCGACGUCCCUGAAUUUCUGACAAUGAUGGCAAGAAAAAUGAAAGACACAGACAGUGAAGAAGAAAUUAGAGAAGCAUUCCGUGUGUUUGAUAAGGAUGCCAAUGGCUAUAUCAGUGCAGCAGAGCUUCGCCAUGUGAUGACAAACCUUGGAGAGAAGUUAACAGAUGAAGAGAUUGACGAAAUGAUCAGGGAAGCAGAUAUUGAUGGCGAUGGUCAAGUAAACUAUGAAGAGUUUGUACAAAUGAUGACAGCAAAGUGAAGACAUUGUACAGAAAGUGUUAAAUUUCUUGUACAAAAUUGUUUAUUUGCCGUUUCUUUGUUUGUAACUUAUCUGUAAAAGGUUUCUCAUUACUGUCAAAAAAAUAUGCAUGUAUAGUAAUUAGGACUUCAUUCCUCCAUGUUUUCUUCCCUUAUCCUUAUCUUACAGUCAUUGUCCUGAAACCUUAUUUUAUAAAAUUGAUCAAGUAACAGGUUGCAUGUGGCUUACUCUGGAUAUAUCUAAGCCCCUCUGCACAUCUAAACUUAGAUGGAGUUGGUCAAAUGAGGGAACAUCUGGGUUAUGCCUUUUUUUAAAGUAGUUUUUUUUAGGAACUGUCAGCAUGUUGUUGUUGAAGUGUGGAGUUGUAACUCUGCGUGGACUAUGGACAGUCAACAAUAUGUACUUAAAAGUUUGCACUACUG
Messenger RNA from Nycticebus coucang (slow loris), 938 nucleotides. Its product is annotated as calmodulin-1-like. Lineage: Eukaryota; Metazoa; Chordata; Mammalia; Primates; Lorisidae. The coding region runs from base 220 to 516 and encodes 98 amino acids. The record is from RefSeq and is a predicted model, not a curated record. The transcript has a single exon. Gene Ontology annotation, molecular function: calcium ion binding.